AUGAACCUUUUCCAUUCUAGAUUUUACUCAUCAGACCACCACCCUCAUCAGACCACCACCUUCAUCAAACCACCGCCCUCAUCAGACCACCACCUUGAUCAAACCACCGCCCUCAUCAGACCACCACCUUCAUCAGACCACCUCCCUCAGACCACCACCCUCAUCAGACCACCGCCUUCAUCAGACCACCGCCUUCAUCAGACCACCGCCUUCAUCGGACCACCGCCUUCAAGACCGCCGCCCUCAUCAGACCACCUCCCUCAUCAGACCACCGCCUUCAUCAGACCACCUCCCUCAUCAGACCACCACCCUCAUCAGACCACCACCUUCAUCAGACCACCUCCCUCAUCAGACCACCACCCUCAUCAGACCACCUCCCUCAUCAGACCACCACCUUCAUCAGACCACCUCCCUCAUCAGACCACCGCCCUCAUCAGACCACCACCUUCAUCAGACCACCUCCCUCAUCAGACCACCACCCUCAUCAGACCACCUCCCUCAUCAGACCACCACCUUCAUCAGACCACCACCCUCAUCAGACCACCACCCUCAUCAGACCACCACCCUCAUCAGACCACCACCUUCAUCAGACCACCUCCCUCAUCAGACCACCACCUUCAUCAGACCACCACCCUCAUCAGACCACCACCCUCAUCAGACCACCACCCUCAUCAGACCACCACCCUCAUCAGACCACCACCUUCAUCAGACCACCACCUUCAUCAGACCACCGCCUUCAUCAGACCACCACCUUCAUCAGACCACCGCCCUCAUCAGACCACCUCCCUCAUCAGACCACCACCCUCAUCAGACCACCGCCUUCAUCCGACCACCGCCUUCAUCAGACCACCUCCCUCAUCAGACCACCACCUUCAUCGGACCACCGCCUUCAUCAGACCGCCGCCCUCAUCAGACCACCUCCCUCAUCAGACCACCGCCUUCAUCAGACCACCUCCCUCAUCAGACCACCACCCUCAUCAGACCACCGCCUUCAUCAGACCGCCGCCCUCAUCAGACCACCUCCCUCAUCAGACCACCACCUUCAUCAGACCACCUCCCUCAUCAGACCACCACCCUCAUCAGACCACCGCCUUCAUCAGACCGCCGCCCUCAUCAGACCACCUCCCUCAUCAGACCACCACCCUCAUCAGACCACCGCCUUCAUCCGAACACCGCCUUCAUCAGACCACCGCCUUCAUCGGACCACCGCCUUCAUCAGACCGCCGCCCUCAUCAGACCACCUCCCUCAUCAGACCGCCGCCUUCAUCAGACCACCUCCCUCAUCAGACCACCACCGUCAUCAGACCACCACCUUCAUCAGACCGCCGCCCUCAUCAGACCACCUCCCUCAUCAGACCACCACCUUCAUCAGACCACCGCCCUCAUCAGACCACCUCCCUCAUCAGACCACCACCGUCAUCAGACCACCACCUUCAUCAGACCGCCGCCCUCAUCAGACCACCUCCCUCAUCAGCCCCACCCCCUUUUAAACAACCACCGCCCCUAUCGGGAACCCACCGCCCUCAAAUCAAAAAACCCCCUUCAUCAGACCCCCCCGCCCCCCUUUCCCAUCAGAACCACCCCCUUUCAUCAAAACCACCACCUUUUCACAGACCCCCAAACCUUCAUCGGGGGACCACCACCUUUCCCAACGGGGGAACCACCACCUUCAUCCCCCCAAACCCCUUCAUCAACCCCCGGCCUCAUCAACCACCACCGUCAUCAGCCCCACCACCCUCAUCAGCCCACCACCUUCAUCAGACCACCGCCCUCAUCAGACCACCCCCCUAA
Molecule: messenger RNA, 1791 nt
Organism: Cyprinodon tularosa
Lineage: Eukaryota; Metazoa; Chordata; Actinopteri; Cyprinodontiformes; Cyprinodontidae
Product: extensin-like
Exons: 1
Coding region: 1-1791 (596 amino acids)
Source: RefSeq, a predicted model, not a curated record